AUGGGGGGGAAGAAGAUGCCGAAAGCACCACUGUCCAAGGAGGAAUACUUGAAGAGAUACUUAUCUCAGCCGAAGGGUAAAAAACAGAAGUCUGAUGGAACUGUGCACUAUAUCACUGGUGAAAUGCCCGACUCUCUGGACGCCUUUGAUGAGAAGACGAAGCUGGAGUUGAACAUGUUCAAACCUAGUGCUGAGGAGACGGCGAUGGGUGUGACGCAGGUUCGCAAACGUACCAAGGGCAUUCUCUCUGAGGAGGCUAUCAGUGAUCAGGCCUUGAAGGCGAGGAAAAAGGCCGAGUUGGAGGCCAAGUAUGCGCUUUGGAACCGGGGCGUAGACUCGGUGAAGGAGCGUGAAUUGGAGCUAGAGGAGGCACGUUACGAAGCCUCGAAACCACUGGCUCGCUAUGCCGACGAUGUGGAUCUCAACUUGCAGCAGAAAGAAGUCAUCCACGCUGAGGACCCUAUGGGCGCGUACUUUGAGGAGAAACGCAAGCGAAAGAAAGAAAGAGAAAAGAAGGAAAAGAAAAAGAAGCAUCGAAAGCAUGGUGCAGAUGGUGAGUGUGCUCUUCUGCUUAUUUCCGGAAUUUUAGAUGGCGGAGAAGGGGCUCAGGAAACGGAAGAGGAGGAGGAUGACGCGAGACCACGCUACAAGGGUCCUCCGGAGCCCCCACCUAAUCGAUACGGCAUUUGGCCGGGAUACCGGUGGGACGGAGUAGAUCGGAGCAAUGGAUUUGAGAGGAAACUGGUCGACGAUAUUACACGCAGGAGGGUGGAACGUGAGCUCGCCUAUAAGUGGGGCACGGAAGAUAUGUGA
Messenger RNA from Echinococcus granulosus, 813 nucleotides. RefSeq names its product BUD13 protein. Lineage: Eukaryota; Metazoa; Platyhelminthes; Cestoda; Cyclophyllidea; Taeniidae. The coding region runs from base 1 to 813 and encodes 270 amino acids. Gene Ontology annotation, biological process: mRNA splicing, via spliceosome. Gene Ontology annotation, cellular component: RES complex; U2-type spliceosomal complex. The record is from RefSeq and is a predicted model, not a curated record. The transcript has 4 exons. Gene Ontology annotation, molecular function: RNA binding.